Tarenaya hassleriana is the source of this 2087-nucleotide messenger RNA. RefSeq lists its product as uncharacterized. Lineage: Eukaryota; Viridiplantae; Streptophyta; Magnoliopsida; Brassicales; Cleomaceae. The transcript has a single exon. Bases 31 to 1902 code for a protein of 623 amino acids. The record is from RefSeq and is a predicted model, not a curated record.
CCUCGUCCUGUAGUGUUUUGGUUUUAGAAAAUGCUGCGUCAAGACUUGGCCUUCUCCAAAACCCUGAACCCUAGCUUCUUCCCCUAUCCGCAGCCUCUACCCAGCUCUCUCCGCCGAAGAAAAACCCUCAAUUUUGAGUACCCAUUUCGUGGGGGAUUAGUUUUGGCGGUUUCCGGUGGAGAUUUCCCGUCUCCGGCCGAAAUCCCAGCGCUUUCCCGCAAAAAUGAUGGCGAAUUCCGGCGAGACGUGCGGACGAUGGCGGGCCGGAGCAAAAAUAAGCCCGGAGGCUCCUCCGGCGGACGGAUUGAGGGAAACGCGGAGAUGAGACGCGAGGCGAAGCGGAACGCGCGAAUCAAGUCGAAGAAGCUCACCGAGUCUCUGUUUUACAGACUGUACAAUAACCCUAACCGUAGUCGCCGUAGCAUCCUCAGUAACCAUCCAGACAAGUUCACGGAGGAGGAACUGGAGAUGAUAGGGCUUGGGUACGACCGCAUGGUUCGGUUCAUGGACAAAGACGACCCGAGGUUGAGACAUCCGUACGACUGGUUCAAGUACGGAGAGUUCGGGCCGUACUCAUGGCGUGGCGUUGUGGUUGGCGACCCUGUUCGAGGGACACUCUCCGACAAGUGUGUCAGCAUGAUGGGUGAAGUGAAGGACCAUGAAGAAUGGGAAAAGAUCGAGCAGCAUGAGAUGAACACUGAUUUCCAGAAGAGGGUGACACAGUUGGAUAAAGGUGUGGGCUUGAGGUACUUUUGGGUUUUCGCUAGACACCCGAAAUGGAGGCUUGAGGAAGCGCCAUGGCAGCAAUGGUCAUUGGUGUGUGAAGUGGUGGUGGAAGCAGAGAAGAACAAGAGGCUGGACAAGUGGAACUUGAUGGGGAGAUUGGGAAACAAAUCCAGAUCCUUGAUAUGCCAAUGCGCAGCAUGGUUCAGACCCGACAUUAUAUACGUGAAGAAGCCUGUUUUCCAAUGUCGUUUCGAGCCACAAGACGAUUUCUUUAACUCGAUCGUGCCUUAUCUCGACCCGAGAACAGAGUCGGGUUUCUUGUUCGAAGUGGAGGAUGAAGAUGGUAGAAUAGAGAUGUGUACUUACUAUGGAGGGUUGUGUAAGAUGGUGAAGGUGAGACAGAAGGCUUUUGUGGACGAUGUGGUGAAUGCGUAUGAGAAGUUGAGUGAUGAGAAGAAAUCAAAGGUCUUGAAGUUCUUGCUCGGAAACCAUCCGGUUAACCUCUUACAUCCUUACACAAAAGAGUGGAAGGCUAAGCUGGAGGAAAUGGAGCUCGGGUGCGAUGCUCCGGACGAAGAUGAGGAUGAGAGGAACAUUAAGGGGAACUCGGGAGAGGCUGAAUUCACUGAAUGGGUUGAAGAUGAAGGUGGCAAUGAUGACGAUGACAUUGAUGAACAUGAUCAUGAUGAUGAUGAUGAUGAUGAUGAUGAUGAUGAUGAUGACAGCAUUGAUAGCAUGGUUGUGGAUGGGGAUUUGGAAAAUGAUGAAGAGGAAGUUGAUGCAGAAGAGGAUGAGAAGUAUUGGGAAGAGGAGUUCAAGAAAGCGGUUAGCAGUGCAGAGAGAAUGGAGAAGCUUGCGGAGAGGAGUAUGGAGUUGUCGAGUAGGUUCUAUGAGAAGCAGAUGAAGGCAAUGGAAGCAAGAACGAGGGAAAACGGAGGGUUAGGAGACGGCGAUGGGGAUGAGUUGGCAAUGAGAGGUAAGAAGGCGAAGGUCAAUCCCGAAGAAUGGAAGAUUCUCGGGUAUGGCAGAUGGAAGAAGAGGAUUAAGAAGAGCAAGAUCCCGCCCGAGCUGUUCCUGCGUGCUGCGGUUAGGCCGUUCACUUACAGGAAUCUUGUGAAAGAGAUUGUUCUAACAAGGCAUGCCAUUUUGGAAGGCGAGAUUGGUGCAAAAGAGUGAUGAAUUUAGGGUUUUGAAUACCGCAGGAAAUGAGAGAUAUUUAUGAUCAGCUAGCAUCAAUUGAAACUAUGUCGGAGUUUCAAAACUUCAUGCUUGUAUUGAUUUGUGAAGUGGGAAUACGAUAUUCUUGUUGUCAUGUUUUGUUACGCUGCAGGUCAUGUAUCUAAGUUUUUAAUUGUAUCUGA